Messenger RNA from Bradysia coprophila, 1318 nucleotides. RefSeq lists its product as uncharacterized. Gene Ontology annotation, molecular function: odorant binding; olfactory receptor activity. NCBI's taxonomy places the organism in Eukaryota, Metazoa, Arthropoda, Insecta, Diptera, Sciaridae. The record is from RefSeq and is a predicted model, not a curated record. Gene Ontology annotation, cellular component: plasma membrane. Gene Ontology annotation, biological process: detection of chemical stimulus involved in sensory perception of smell; sensory perception of smell.
AUGGAUAAGAAUGUGAAAACAAAGAAAAAACGCGACACCACCGAAACGAUAUGCUGCCGAAAAGAGGACUCUCAUAAUGACACGACAGCAUUAACACGAACCUUUCAUUUUUGUGAUAUUUUCAGCAAUAUUGCUGGCUGGAAAUUCAGCUACGUUUGGAAAAGUAAUCCGAGACAUCGUUUGACAUGCAGUUUGAUCGUUCUCAUUUGGUCUCAAUGCAUUUAUUCGCAAAUCAAAUUUUUUACGAAUGGUGAAUACAGGAGACUUUUUGAAGUAUUUGCUUUGUAUGGAAUUGGCGCGUCGGUUGCUCAGAAACCUUGGAUAUUUGUGAAAUACUACAAAGCGCUGGCAGCACUACGCAACUUCAAUUUUAAAAUUAAUCGAAAAGCUGGCAAGCAUAUGGCUGAAAAACUCAACAACCAGCAACUGAAUAACUUUAAACUAUGCAAAUUAAUUGUAUUCGUUGUACUUCUCGUAGAAGUAAUUUUUUCGUACUACCCAUUAUCGCAACUGGUUUUUAGUGGAAAACUAGUCCCCCUUCUACCCAUAGAAAUAAUGUUUAUGGAUCAGACGAAGUUGUUUGACUAUUUAAUCGCAAAUUCAUUUAUAACGGUUGCGGGUGUGUCGGCUGCGUUCACAUUUUUGAGUGUGCUCUUCAACUUUUUGAUGGCAAUUUUUAAUUGUUCGACGCAAGUGGAUCUUAUUGAAGACGAUUUCCAGCAAUUGGACACCCUUUGGAAGCACCCGAAGACCACAACUUUGGUCCAACGACAUAUGUUUUUAAGGAACAUUUGUCAGAAGUGUCAGGAUAGAUAUAACUUCAUGGCCGAAGUCAAAAGGAUUUUCGACGGACCCAUUUUUUGUUACUUUUGUGUUACUUACAUGGCACAAGUCGUUUGCCUGUAUGAAAUUAAAAUGGAAAAUUGGAUUCCGGGUUAUUCAUUUGCGUUUGGUGCAUUUUUCGAAAUGUUCAUGUAUUGCCUUAUAGGGACUGAGAUUUCUAAGAAAAACGAACGACUUUGCUCCGUACUAACACAGUCCAAUUGGUAUUCAUACGACAUCUGUUCGCAAAAGAUAUUUUUGGAUUUAUUGAGAUCAUGCAUGAACGCCAAGGAGCUGUGGAUUGGAAGUCUAGCACCGUUGUCGGUUAUGACUUAUAUACAGAUGGUGAAGAGCAUUUACUCGUACUACAUAUUUUUGUCGGAAGUUGUGUAGGCAAUUUGGGAAGUGUCAUAAAAGCAAACUGAGACCGUUCACCGUUAUCAGCCAGUUCACCAGUUCAAGAUAUUUACCAUUUUACCACAAUGUUUGGUGUAUC